CUUGUGUGAAAAAAAAAAUUCGAAUCCAAAAAAUUUGAAAUAUUAUUUUAAUUUUUUAUUGUUUAAAAUGUUAGGAAAUUUUUAAAUAGCGCUAAAUCAAAAGAAGAUUAAAGGUUAUGACUGAUCAAAUGAUAUAUUAAAGAUUUUUAUAGAAGCAAAAAAAAAUGACUCGAAUGGAUCUACAAAUUUUAAAGUUUUUUUUAAUCUUUUCAUAUCUUCAUUCCACAAAAGGAAUUCAAAGCGGUGACAUAGUAUUACAAAAUGAUGCACGUUUUAUUGCAUCAAUUCGACUUCGAAGUUUAGAGCAACAAACAAUUGGAAUUGGAUUUUUAUGCACUGCAUCAUUAAUUAAUGAUCGACAUGCAAUUACAGCAGCAACUUGUGUAACAAACUUUUUUGCAUCUCAAUUACAAAUUAUUUUAGGUGUGGAAAAUAUUAGCUCCCGUAACUCGAGAGCAGUGAUUCGUGAUAUACAAAGAAUGCACUUCCAUCCAAAUUUUAACCGUACUUCUGAAUCGAGUGAACUUAAUGGUAACGUUGCAGUUCUUCAACUUUCCAUCAGUAUUCGUCAAUCUCCAUCUAGAUGGUCAAUUUUACAAUACAGUAGUAUUAUGAAUUUCCAUGUACAACCUAUUAAAAUAAGUGAUUUUAUUUUAAAUUCAUCUUCAAUUUGUCAAUUUUUUUCAUGGAGUAAUGAUCCAACCAGCUGUAAAAGGAUUCCAGAUUUACUUGGUACAUCUCUUGCUAUAGUGAAAAGUGAUGAAUGUUUGAAUUCCGAUUCUAUAUUCUGUGCUCAUCGUUUGAAUGAUUUAAACCCUAUACUUUGUGGAAAUUUGGGAGGUGCUUUUUUAUGUGGAAAUACUUUAUAUGGAAUUGCUACUAGAAAUGUGUGUAAUGAAAUUGGUCAUUUUGUAUUACUACCUUAUUACAAACAAUGGAUAUUAGCUGUUUCCAAAUCGAACAUACUGACAACUCAAAAUGCUUAUGGAAUAGUGUUGAUAUCAAUCGCCAUUUUAUUACUUUAAAAAAUAUUGACUUGCUCCUUAAAAAUAAUCUACUCUAUUUUUUCGAUAUAAACUAGUAGCUAAGUAGAAUAAAAAUGAAUUUUUUUGGUCACUAGUAGCUUACAAACGAAUAGCAGCUUAGUAAAGAGAAGAAGCUUAGUAAAGAUUCAAAAAAAACCUUGUAUUUAAAAAACUAUACUAAGCUACUAGUAACUAGUAGUAGCUUAUAACGUAGUAGCUUUAUAAAUUUAAAGUAUAAAAAAUAUUUAUAUUUUAAUUUUUGAUAAUCUUGUAACAUGUUAUUUUUUGGGUUUCAUCGAUUAAAAGGUUCAAUGAAUCUUUAAAACUCAGAAUUUAAACAUCAAUUUACUGUCACAACAAUCAUGACACAAGGUAUUUUUUUGAAUAGAAUAAACGAAAAUUACAUUUUAAUAUGGUUUAAUUUACAUUUCAAAAUAACCAUUAUAAUCAGCUUAUUUGAAUUCUAAAGGAUAACAAAUUACUCCAAACUGGCAAAAGUGACAGAUUUUCUCUUUAUCACACAAAAAAAAAUAUGUAUUUAUAUUGUCGCUUCAUGAUUUGUAUCACUUUCUACAUUUAUGAAUUUCAUUUUCAUCUUUGGUUAAUGUGUAUUCAGGUCCCUUUACCACUUACCUCAUUUUCUAUUCGUGUUUGAUAAAUGGUUCGUGUCAUUUUCGUAAAAUAAAUAUACUUUUUCAUUGUAAAAACCCCUUAAAAACCAUUUGAAUACUUAUUUUGUAUGCGACAAAGCAACUUUGGGAUGAAAAAAAAAUCCGUAAUUACUUACUACAAUGGCUUCAUUCCACGUGUAAAAAGAUGAUUCAUAUUUUAUUUUUUUAUUCAAACUUUUCAUCAACCCGA
Molecule: messenger RNA, 1886 nt
Organism: Chironomus riparius
Lineage: Eukaryota; Metazoa; Arthropoda; Insecta; Diptera; Chironomidae
Source: the annotation of a GenBank genome assembly